Molecule: messenger RNA, 2900 nt
Organism: Mya arenaria
Lineage: Eukaryota; Metazoa; Mollusca; Bivalvia; Myida; Myidae
Exons: 2
Coding region: 137-1423 (428 amino acids)
Source: RefSeq, a predicted model, not a curated record
AUUUAAGUAAUCAAAUUAUGGAUUUCGCUAAUAGCACCAAAGCUUCGUAGUGUCUUCGCGUCUGUCAAAAGAUCAUAUUUUAUACUGAGACAAUAAUUGCAUAGAAUUAGGUACACGGUUAGAGGAAUACACGACCAUGCCUCAAGCCACUAGUACAACGUUGGACGAUUCGCCGUUGGGACCAAACUCGCGUUAUAUGGCGGCACUUCGCUUCAGCGACAAAACGUUUCGUGGCGUUAACGUGAUAAACGCGCAAGAGAAACGUAUCACCGGAAAGAAAAUAAAUUUUCUUCAGAACGAGUUCAGACAUAAAGUGCACAAGUUGGACAGGAUUCAGUUCAGACUUAAUCAGAAUCAAACAAAAAGACUGGCGUACCGGUUAGUUCUUAAAACGCAAACGUUCAGUUCGAUUAAAGACCAGAAAAAGGCCCUGAGCAAGCGCUACACUGCCGACGCCUUUCAAAAUGACAUUAAAGAAAUGAUUAGGUUUAUGAAACCGAAUUUAGUUCGAGAGAGAAAAACGAAGAUAAUGAUGAUGGAAAGUCGCCUAAAAUAUGACAAUUUAUUGAAUCAAAGCAGAAACAGGUUUAAUAGACUCUGUCCAGAGAAACGCACGUGGCGUCCAGGAUAUGGCGCCUAUAAUGAAGAGGACACCACAGAACAAACGGAACCGGAAGAGGAAAUUGAGCCGACAAUGGAACAACACCGUGAGCGGAAGAGACUCCAGAGUCUUGCCACUUUACGCCGUCGAAACAUAUCUAUCGACUCUGCUCCGUCAUCGCCAGCCAGACUUCCGCCCAUACGAAGUCCAACCAAGGCAGCCAGCGCUGGUAUUACUAGUCCUGUUAAGACACCCGGACGCACACCACGCGGCCUCUCUAGCAGCCCCGCUAAAACUCCAGGGCGCAGCUCUCGUGAGCACUCCGGAAGUCCGGUGAAGACUACGUCCAUACGCCAACCCCAGACUUUUGGUGCUACAGGCGGCGGCAAACGUCAAGGGAUCACGAUGAGUAUGAUGAAGAGACAGCAAUCGUUCCUAGAUACAAAGGAACGGACAAUGACUCCUUCUAGCGACAAAACGCGACCGAAAGUGCCAAACGAUGAAUCUACAGGAAUUCAGAAGUCAGAUAUUAACAAUAAUGAAGAUACUGUGGGUUCUUUAAAUAGUGCUCGUGCAAUAGAUACGUCUCGGAGUACUCCGCGGACGGGUCGGAAGUUAAGUCUACCGGUGAACGGACAAUUAGUGCUACCGCCAAUAGAUACGGCACGGGGGACCAAAAGGACUGGCCGGAAGUUUAGUCUUCCGGUCGAUGGACAGUCGGCGCUACCAUCCAUUCAGUCAGGAAUGACGCCAAGAGUGCCAAAGCGGAGUUUGAGGACUGGCGAUAAAGGUGCACCGGCAAAUAUGCCUCCUAACUUAUAACAAAAUGUGGUCUUAUUGUUGUGUUUAAUGUUGUUAAAGAAUUGAAACGACAACACAAACUGUUAUUUUGUUUGUACCAUGUACAUGUACAAGUCUUUCUUUUUUUUAAUUUUUUUAAUUAAUCAUUCAAUAAUCGCAUGCAUGGUCAUGCUAUAAAUGAUACCAACGCGAUUUCUCAAAAUAGUUUUCCUGACGUCACACUUACUAAAUAGGUCUAAAUUUGCAGAUUCUAUUUGGAGCUCAAAAUUGUGAAAUUAUUUCUCAUAGAAAGACAUUCCAUGAAUCAUGUUUUUAUAUUUGCAAUCAUCUGUAAAUUUAGCGACUCUACAGAUAUUGAAGCAAAAACAUCGGCAUUCCAGAAGGAAGGCGGACCGCGUAUCACCUUGGUGCGUACCGAGUACUGUCCAUUGAGAGCGGACCGCGUAUCACCCUGGUGCGUACCGAAUGCUUUUAAGAAACUCACAGAUUGCUGCAUACCAAAACGGGGUUUGGUCUCAUUGCUAUCUACUCAGUUUUAUUUCUUUUCGUGUUGAACUAACACAUCGGAUUCAGGGGUAGUUUGUCAAUCUCAUUUGACGUGAAUCAAAAUUGUGAAUGUGAAUAUCUCUUUUAAUAGCGCAUUGACCUAUUGUCCAUUUUCGUCUUUCGUGUGGCAUGAAUAAAACUUCAGAGGCUUUGAGGCGCAAUUUAAUAAACUCAUUCUUAAAACUGGCUGUUGCUCAAUUAUCACUCAUAUUAAACGAACCAAAAAUGAAAAUAUGAAACAAAGGUUCAUUUCAUUAAUUUCUAAUCAACCAAUAUCUUUCAUUUUUGAAACAGGUCCCAGUCACAGAGAAUUGGCUUUUGGUUUAUAUAAAAAAAAAUGCUUGAAAAAUAUUAUAUAGCGAAAACUAUCUAAAAAGGCAAUGUUUUAUACUUACUCAACUGCUUUAUUUAUAUAUGAUACAAUAAUAUUCGAGCAAACGAACGAGUCGCAACAGCGAUAUGAUCUAGGUUAAUACAGUUACGUUACGGUAGCCACUUCAUAUUAAAGCUGUGUACGAGUGCGACCAAAUUUUAAUUAAUCUCUGUAUUGCUGCUAAUAUAAGCUUAUUAUCCAAAUUACAAUGUCUUACCAUUCAAAUAUUGAAGUAAUAAGGUCAAGCACAGUUUGAUGUCUCAUAAAUCUUGAAGGUGUAAAAAUAAAUUAUAAAUACCAUUCAUUCAAUUGCAAGGCCAGAUUUGUUACAAUACAUAUAUAACAUGUGCAGUUUCGUUUCAUUCCAAAAAUCUGUCAAAAAUAAUUAAGGAACAUUCCGUAUCAGUAAUAACAUUAUACGAGCUUAGUACAGCUGCAAUGGAAUACUCUACUCUUGUUCAUGUUCAAAACAGAAACAUUUAAGGCGACUACAAAUAUAUUCCUAGAUUUCACCCCGCCCGCCCUCUUUUUCCGCCGGUCCUUAAAUUGUAUUGACUCAAAUAAAAAUGUUGAACUAGG